Molecule: messenger RNA, 1103 nt
Organism: Vigna angularis (adzuki bean)
Lineage: Eukaryota; Viridiplantae; Streptophyta; Magnoliopsida; Fabales; Fabaceae
Product: short-chain dehydrogenase reductase 3b
Exons: 2
Coding region: 103-897 (264 amino acids)
Molecular function (GO): oxidoreductase activity
Source: RefSeq, a predicted model, not a curated record
AAAGAUGUUGGUCAAUACUUGAAACCCAAAAAAGAUUUUUUUUUUUUUUUUCUUAUCCUUAUCUUCACCUCCUAACAACUUCCAUCAAAGCAAAGAAGGAGAAUGUCGAAACAAAGGUUGCAGGGUAAGGUGGCCAUUGUCACCGGCGGAGCCACCGGAAUAGGAGCGGAAGCAGUGAGGAUAUUCGUGGAAAACGGAGCAUCUGUGGUGAUAGCAGACAUAAAGGACGAACUGGGUCACAGUUUGGCAACUUCGUUUGGCUCAGAAAAAGUGAGUUAUCGGCACUGUGACGUGAGAGACGAGAAUGAAGUUGAAGAGACAGUGGCUUUCACAGUAGAGAAAUAUAGCAGCUUAGACAUCCUGUUCAGCAACGCUGGCAUCGCAGGACCCUAUUCAUCCUUACUGGAUCUGGAUCUCAACGAAUUUGACAACACCAUGGCCAUUAACGUUCGUGGGGUAGCCGCAACCAUCAAGCACGCGGCACGCGUCAUGGUUGCUAAAAAAAUCCGUGGAUCCAUAAUUUGCACUGCCAGCGUGGCUUCGUCCGUCGGGGGAAGCGCGGGUCAUGAGUACACCGUAUCCAAACACGGCGUUCUUGGGCUUGUUCGGUCGGCGUGCGGCGAGUUUGGAGCUUAUGGAAUAAGAGUGAAUUCCGUCUCGCCUUAUGCACUUGCCUCGCCUCUUACUUGCGACGCACUCGAUUGGGGACCUGCUGAAGUUGAUGCUGCGCAACAUGGUUCUGCGAAUUUGGAGGGGAUUACGUUGAAGGCUAAUCAUAUUGCGGAAGCUGCUCUGUUUCUUGCUUCUGAUGAAUCGCUUUAUAUCAGUGGCCACAACUUGGUCGUCGAUGGAGGUUUCACCGCCGUUAAUCGUUGGCUUCCUAGGAUUCAAAAGUAACAUAUCCCAGAGGAAACAGAGGCAAGAAACACAGCAGCCUCCGCAGUAUGAUUAGUCUUCAAUCUUGUCCACUGGGUCCAAAUGUUUUUCUACGUUCUUCUUUCCUCUGUCUUCUGUAACUUUUAAAUUCUUAUUUCAUGAGUUGAAUUACUUCGGUGGUCACAUGUGUGUAAAAUUUACGUAUUGUAAGAUGUCUUUACUUAUUA